CUGUUUCUUUUGGCGAGGUGGCACCAGGUGAUGCCAUAAACGACAAAUGAUGGUGUGCGCCAUACCUCUGUUGCGUCUUCAUUUUUUGGAGAAGACACGCCAGAAAAAGCGACACGCGGAGAGACAGAAAAUCCCGAGAGAGGCAGAGGAGAAGAAGAGACAUAUCAGUUUUAACGAACUGUGAAGUUGAAGUCGCUUUUUGUCCCAAAUGUCCAUAGCGCGCGCCCUCUUAACUCGCCACAUAUCUUUUUGAUAUUUUAUAAUGGGAAGAUGAAGUCACCCAAUUCACCCCCCCCCCCCCCGCCACCACCCCCCUCUCCCCUUCACAAUCCUUCUCUCAUUCAGGCCCGUUGUCCAUAUGUUUAAUUAACUAGUCUGAUGUGUAAGUACCUUCAGCCAGCGAAGCGUGGGCGGCGGGCUGCGGGCUGCGGGGUAAAGAGACUGCCGGAGAAUAUUUCCUUAUUUCUCUCCGCCCGGGCGCUCGGUCGGCUGCCGGAGCAUCACCUCUGUCGUGCGGCGUAGAAAGCUACAAAAAUAACUCGAGCCGUUUAAACUUGUUCCGAAUUGUUGAGGUUGUUUUUGGAGUGCAGUGCUCGUUCGGAGCGCGCGCGAGGGAGAGGGUGAGUGAGAAAAGAGAGAGGGAGAAAGUGUGCGCGUGUGUGCGCGUUUUGAUGUUAUUUGUGACGGAAUCCCCCCUUCAGUCUUCAAGAAUCCGCGAGCGGCGCGAGGAGGAGAGGAGGAGGCGCGCGGACCUGUCCACGAGCCACUGCGGAACGCGCGGGGCUGCCGCUGGAGAUUCCAAACCAACGGCUAUUUUGGAUUGUAGAGUCUAACUGAUCCCCGCACUUCAACGGCUUUUUUAUUCCCCCUUUUCCCAGUCCAUCUCCACCGUUGAAUGAACGGUGUUUGACACCUUAACCGAGAGGAAUACUACCUAUCUACCGGGGGUGAGGUGCUGGUGGAGGUCUUCAGAGGCAGACAGGUGGAUUUAUCCGUGCGGUGGUGUGUUUUUUGGGGGGGACUGGAUGGAGGAGAAAUUGAUGGAUUAAUUUGACGGAGAAGAGUCGUAUAUGAUUCACACUCCUGCCGAGGGCACCCGAAUGGAGUAACAGGCUGCAAUGUCAUCUCCACCUGGCCGCCUGGAGAGAUGUGUCACGGGAAUGGGAUCAAGUUUGAACACUUUUCCUCUGGUUUCACUGACGCUGUGAGAAGGAACCAAAAUGCCAGUAAACGGACAGGUCACGGUGGCUGCCUGCACGGGCCCUCAGACCACGGCAGUAGAACUCAGCAUUCAUCGCACGGACUCCGAAGAAGAAGGCGCAAAACCUCCGCGACCGCAAACCUGCAGCAGCCACGCUUUGUGACAACGAAGGGUAUGAUGGGUGUAGUAGGCUGGCUGUUGCUCCUACUCUCCCAGAUGAUGGUGCCUGUGGCGUCCCAGAAGCCUCCAGGGCUCAGUGUGGGUGUGAUCAUGGCCCAGACGCGCUACAUUUCCGAUCAGGAUCUCCGCCCAUCUCGGCGCCCUGAUGAUGCCCUUGAUGUCUCCGUGGUAAUACUGAGGAUCAACCAGACAGACCCAAAGUCUGUGAUUACACAGGUGUGUGAGCUUCUGUCACGCACUCGUCUCCAUGGCCUUGUGUUUGCCGAUGGCACCGAUCAGGAGGCCAUUGCCCAGAUCCUUGACUUCCUCUCCGUUCAGACGCAACUUCCAGUGCUGGGAGUCCACGGAGGCUCCUCUAUGAUUAUGGCUGACAAGCGGUGGAGGGAGGAUGAGAAGUCCACUUUCUUCCAGUUCGGUGCGGCUUUGCAGCAGGAGGCUUUGCUCAUGCUUUCCAUCAUGGAGGAAUAUGACUGGCAUAUUUUUUCUAUCGUCACUUCCAAGUUCCCCGGUUACCAGGAUUUCAUCAGCACACUGAAGAUAACCGUGGAUCACAGCUUUGUGCGCUGGGACCUGCAGAGUGUGGUGACUCUAGAUGCCGUAGAUGGCGACCCAAACUCUAAAUCACACAUUGCCCUCAAGAGGAUCCAGAGUCCCGUUAUACUCCUGUACUGCUCCAAGGAUGAGGCUGUGUAUAUACUCGAGGAAGCUCGGUCCUUGGGCCUGAUAGGAGCUGGUUACAUUUGGAUUGUGUCCAGUCUCACCACUGGCAACCCAGACUUUACCCCUGAGGUGUUUCCCCUGGGUAUGAUCUCCGUGUCAUAUGACGACUGGGAAUACCCGCUGGAUACACGGGUACGGGAUGGGGUGGGCAUCAUUUCAUCCGCGGCCACCUCCAUGCUGCGGGAGAAGGGGGAGCUGCCAGAGGCCCAGAGCAGCUGCUACAGCACACCGUCAGACAGGAGCCCGGGGAAGCUCCCACCUAGUGCCCUGCGCAGACACAUGAUGCAUGUAUGGAAUGAAGGGCGUGACUUAUCCUUUACUCCAGAUGGUUACCAGGCCAACCCCAAAUUGGUUGUCAUCGUCCUGAAUAGUGAAAGGAAGUGGGAGAAGAUGGGCCGUUGGGAGAAUGGGACGCUGGCGUUGAUGUUCCCAGUGUGGCCGAGGUAUAACUCCUACGGGGAUGAGGAUGCAGAUGAAAACCAUCUCUCAAUCGUCACCCUGGAGGAGAAACCUUUUGUCAUUGUCGACAACGUGGACAUCCUCACCGGCACCUGCAUGAGAAACUCUGUGCCCUGCCGCAAGCAUGUCAAAAAUAACAGCACAUCAGGAGGUUCCUACAUUAAGCAGUGCUGCAAAGGUUUCUGCAUUGACAUUCUAAAGAAGAUAGCCAGGAACGUCAAGUUCACUUAUGACCUGUACCUGGUCACAAAUGGAAAACACGGCAAGAAGAUCAACAAUGUGUGGAACGGCAUGGUUGGAGAGGUGGUGUAUAAGAAGGCGGUGAUGGCAGUCGGUUCAUUGACCAUCAAUGAGGAGAGGUCAGAGGCCAUUGACUUCUCUGUGCCCUUUGUGGAGACUGGCAUCAGUGUCAUGGUGUCACGUAGCAAUGGGACCGUCUCUCCUUCUGCCUUCCUCGAGCCCUUCAGUGCAUCAGUUUGGGUGAUGAUGUUUGUGAUGCUGCUCAUUGUCACAGCCAUCGCCGUCUUCCUCUUUGAGUUUGUCAGUCCGCUGGGCUUCAACCGCAACUUGGCCCAAGGCAAAGACCCACAUGGUCCAUCAUUCACCAUUGGUAAGGCCAUUUGGCUGCUGUGGGGUCUGGUGUUUAACAACUCUGUACCCGUGCAGAACCCAAAGGGCACCACCAGUAAGUUCAUCGUAUCAGUGUGGGCCUUCUUUGCCGUCAUCUUCCUGGCCUCCUACACUGCCAACCUGGCUGCCUUCAUGAUCCAGGAAGAGUUUGUGGACCAAGUCACCGGACUGUCUGACAAGAAGUUUCAGAGUCCAUAUUCCUAUUCCCCUCCAUUUCGCUUUGGGACGGUUCCCAACGGCAGCACUGAGCGCAACAUCAGGAAGAACUAUCCAGAUAUGCAUCAGUACAUGACCAAAUACCAUCAGACUGGUGUCCAUGAUGCACUGGCCACCCUCAAGUCUGGAAAGCUGGAUGCUUUCAUUUACGACGCUGCAGUGCUGAACUACAUGGCUGGCAGAGACGACGGCUGUAAGCUGGUCACCAUCGGCAGCGGGUACAUCUUUGCCACCACAGGUUAUGGUAUCGCCCUGCAGAAAGGAUCUUACUGGAAACGCCAUGUUGAUCUGGCCAUACUGGGCAUCAUAGGAGAUGGGGAGAUGGAGGAGCUGGAGGCCCAGUGGCUGACAGGGAUCUGCCACAAUGAGAAGAACGAGGUGAUGUCCAGCCAGCUGGACAUAGAUAACAUGGCAGGUGUCUUCUACAUGCUGGCCACAGCCAUGGGCCUCGCCAUCCUCACCUUUAUCUCUGAACACCUUUUCUACUGGAGGCUAAGAUACUGCUUUACUGGUGUCUGCACUGGGAGGCCGGGUCUGCUGUUCACUAUCAGCAGGGGUAUAUGGAGCUGUAUCCAUGGUGUUCAUAUAGAUAUGAAGAAAAAGAAUCCUGAGCUGGACUUCAGUCCUCAAGCCAACAUGCUGCAUCUGCUCAAGUCCGCCAAGUCCAUGGCUUUGUCUUCUCCCAAACGCAACACUGUAGUCUUGCAGCCUAACAUCCUAGAUGUGAUGACGGGGAAAGGUAACUCACUCCAUAGUCUGCCCCAGAAGGGUCCUGGUCUCUAUAGCAACGCCGCUGGCCCGCACAGUUUCUUGUCAUUGUCCGGGCGACACAAAAACCUCCUUAACAAUGCUGCGCCAUUUCCUGUGCAACAAAAAGCCCCCCCUCUUCAAACCAGCCCCAACAAGCCCCAGCUGUCAAUCACCAACGACAACGGCAAGACCCGCCUCGCCGGGCCGGCCGUCUCUGCUGGUCCACAGGCCUCUAAACCUCGAGCCCUAUGGAAGAAAAGUGUGGAGACAUUGAAGACCCAGCCUACUGUCGUAUCUCCCGGCCCAAGCCCCGUCCCAGCAUCUGGACCUGGACCUCCACCAAUGAAGAGCCAGCGUUACCUGCCUGAAGAACCGCCACACUCUGACAUCUCAGAGUGCUCCAGCCGGCCGCCAUCACACAAAGAUUCUGAUUCCAUGGCGGCUAGGGGUGGAUUCAAGCCUAUCAAUCAGCUGAGGAAGAGGGUUGGGGGAGGAGGAGGAGGUGGGGGUGGAGGAUCCAAGAUCUACUCUAUUGACUCAGACCAGGCCAGUCUCCAUUCCGCUCCGCCCUACCAGCGAGACAGCCAGGGGGGAGGUGACGACCACAGUUACCCCCCUGACCUGUUUCCACCUGACAGCACAUACUCACACAGUCACACACUCUCCCACCAGGCGGACGCACCCAUUUUGCAGCUGAGUGCCAGCCUGCUGCACCACAGUCACAGUGCAGAGGCUGACCUGCACUCCCUGAAGGACAAGAAAUAUAGCACCUACACACACAGCAGUGCGAAGGACAAAGCCGGAGGUUCAUUCGAAGCUCCAGGUGCAGGACAGGGGACACAAAGCGCCAGGCCCGGCCACUGUCGCUCCUGCCUGACCAAGCUGAGCGGUUACUCCGGCCUUUACACUGUCCGCUCACCACAGGCUCGCUGUGAUGCCUGCGCCCACCUGGGAAACCUGUACGACAUCAGCGAAGACCACCUGCACUCACACUACUCCCACACACACACUCACCCACACAGCGGGGACAUGUUUACACACUACCUUCCCCAGAGCGAGCUGGGCCUGGUGGGCGAAGGGGACGGGCUUGUCAACCCCUUCGAGCCCUCCCCUUCCUCUCCAUCUCCUCUCCCCACCUCCUCAUCAGCCCAACACCUUCAGCUGAGUCGUCAGCACUCCUACGAGAACGUGCUUCCGGACGGCGUUCCCGAGCGUCAGUCGCAGCUGCACGCCCACCUGCGGGGGCUGAGCCUGCCUGACAGAGAUAGGGAGAGGGAGCUGACCCUGGACGAGGGGGCCUAUGCUAAUGUUCUCACAAUGCGCUCGGAUCGUCCGUUCAGCAGCCGCAGCCCCCCCUCUCCGUCACCCUCCCACCACCACAGUCUGGACGCCCCUAUGCCCCUCCCCCGGCGCUCAAAGAGUCUCUUCCCUGAUCGCCCCUCUCACAACCCUUUCCUCCAGUCAGCUCCUGGCACGACACAACGAGAUCCCUCCCCCCAGGCUGUCACACGCAUGCCACAGAGAAGUUCCGCCCACGAGCUCUAUAAGCAGCGAAUGCCGCUGUCGCUUACGCUAGGUAACCAUGGCAGCCAUCACAACAACCAGCAUGGCGGCCUUGUCGACCAACAGGUGUUCUACCCUCAACAGGAGCCCCCUGUGGUGGCCUACAUGGUCCCACCUGCCGCCGCUCAGCCAAUGAACUAUGUGACAGCGCCGCGAGCCUCGAGCGCAGGUGGCAACAGACCCCGGCUCUACCGCCGCAUGCCCAGCAUCGAGUCUGACGUCUGAGAGUCACACGCAACACACUUACUCUCACUGAAACACACUAGCACACACGCAUGCAAGACAGAGGUGCGUGUGACCGGACCAGGCAGCUCUGAUUCUAAGCACAUACACAGAAACACACAGACACAUACAGACACACUGACACACACACACACACACACACACACACACACACACACACACACACACACACACACACAUGGGUGAAAGACGGGAAGGUCUGCUCUGGACUAAAAGGUUAAUGGGGAUGCUAAGUAAAGAGUAAAUAAAUCAUUCUUUAACACACCCUGUAUGGGGCAGGGUUGGGGCCACAGGGACACCUGGAGGCACAAUACAAGAUGAAGAGUGUGAGUGUGUGUACUAGCCUCAAGCUAAGGCCAACGAGGCACAGACUAUCAAUACGGCUGACAAGACCGAUCGAAUCCCUGGUGGAAUAAGAGGGACACUGUGCACAGAGUUUAACGCCAACAGUGGGAUCUGAUGGAAGAUACAACAGUGUGUUUGGAACACGAGCCGACUUGUCCUGCCCUCUCACCAACCUCUUGGAGAUGAAGGGGACACAGAAAACCCCUUUCUUUCUGAGAACACACACACACACACACACACACACACAGACACACAUAUAUUUCAGCUAAACACACCUGCCCCACUCCAGGACUCUCCUGUUGCACUAUGAUUUCUUCGGUCAACCCAUAUGUUGUCUGAGCCUCCAAACUGCACUGCCAGCAUGGCUUAAAGAGUAGUAAACUACACUAGAGUAGUCGCUGACUAAAUGGAAAUUACUAUAUUUGUAAUAAUAGACUAGAAUUGAAUUGGGAGGCGGGCAGCUGGUCAGGACACAGAUCUAAGAAGCGUAUCAGCUCCUGCCCGCAGAUGUACAAACACUCGAACACACACACACACGGGGGGGGAGGGGAGUAAAACUACAGACUGUUUGUUAUUGUUGAUGUCAGUUAAUUGAACAUUCCAAAAAGUGGACCAAACGUGGCCGCCAGUUGAAGCCUAUCAGGACAAGAGUGUGUGUUCUAGUGUUUCUAGAUCUAGAGACAUACAGUACAGUAUAGCACCCUUGCUUCCUCUCUUAGCUAGCCUUCAGGUCAUACUGCAUGCUUCCUACUGCCCUGUGUUACAGUUAAACUCCUAUACAGGGUCAAAUAUGCACACACACGCACACAUAACAUGCACAUACACACACACACACACACACACAUGCACAUACGCAGUAGUCUAGGAUAGUAGUUUAGGGUGGGUGUGUGUGUGUUGAAGCUAUGAGAUAGCUUCUCUUUGUGCACUUUGUAGAUUUUAUACCCUGCCACCUAACACAGACGUUCGACCAAAAACACUUUUAUACUGAAAAAUAUGAAUAUUCUCAAUCAUUCGCUGGAUAGAUGUUUUCUUUUCUCUUAUUUCUCUUUGACAUUGGGUUUUAGGGCACCAUUAAGUUUCCAUUGUGAGGUCAGACGUUAUACAGUGUUAGAUAAUGGGUACAGCAUUAUACAGUAUACACAACAACAACUCUUAAUCUUUCUCUUCUUUUUUCACUUUUACUGUGCUCAUCCCUCCUUCUAGCCUUACCUUCUUCCUUCAUCAACUUUUGUUAAUUCUCUUAAAUACUCCUUACUUACUUUUUGCUCCUUCCCAAUUUCCAUCUAUUAUAGAGUAGAUUGAGUAUCAGAAGAAUAAAGUUCAGUCGUGGUGUUUAAAACUCAACAUAUUGUUGGAAAUCACUUUAUAUCACUAGUAAGAAUUCCUCUAAUUCAACACCGGCUCUCGUAGGAUACAGUACUUUUUUCUAAUAAUUUUUUAUGUU
Sander lucioperca (pikeperch) is the source of this 7751-nucleotide messenger RNA. It is a transcript of the gene grin2ab, whose product is annotated as glutamate receptor, ionotropic, N-methyl D-aspartate 2A, b. Gene Ontology annotation, molecular function: NMDA glutamate receptor activity; transmitter-gated monoatomic ion channel activity involved in regulation of postsynaptic membrane potential. The transcript has 21 exons. Gene Ontology annotation, biological process: long-term synaptic potentiation; monoatomic ion transport; synaptic transmission, glutamatergic. The record is from RefSeq and is a predicted model, not a curated record. The coding region runs from base 1148 to 5944 and encodes 1598 amino acids. Gene Ontology annotation, cellular component: postsynaptic membrane; plasma membrane; NMDA selective glutamate receptor complex. Lineage: Eukaryota; Metazoa; Chordata; Actinopteri; Perciformes; Percidae.